CGUACACAUACAGUAUUUUAUUAGUGGGCAACUUAUUUCUUUCUACAAAUGUAAAUCGCUAGAAUGACUUGGCAGCACAAAAGGACACAAUGCAGCAAUAGCCUCCAAUAUUUCAGUACAGUGCACAUGCGGCUACUGCGCACGCUGGACGACCGCGACCCGCUGCGCUACAUCAUGGACGCCGCCGCCGAGAAGGAAGGCUUCGACCCAGACGUCUGGAUCGAGCAGCCAUUCAACACGCGCCUGCUGCAGCACGCCUGCCAACUUGCGGAACGCACUCGGCCUAGGUCUGAGGUGAAUACGAAGGUUUUUGGAACAUCAGAGAUUGGAAGGCUUCUGCAGGCCCUCAAUGCAUGCCUCAGAACCGUUGUUCUACAAAUACAGCAGGUAGCUAACCAGACAUCCUCUGUCCAUUUUGUGUAUACAGAAACACCUACUUUUAUAUUGAGAUCCCCAACACAAUACAAAUUUAGUGUACAAUAGUGGAAGCAGGUAGAAUUGGUCAAAUUCUAUGGCUUCCCCAUUUGUUCAGAGAAGCCGUAGAAAUUCAUGAGUAUAAAAGCCUUUUUCAGAAGAAAGAAGAAAGCCUUAAAUUAAAUGGAUACUACAUUCUUCCACUACAGCGAACGACCAUAGCAAGUAACAAGGGGAGAACUACAGCUGUAAUGAUACAGGAAAGGUCCAUAGAUGUUGCCAAGACAGGUAUAUACGUAUAAUCUCUAGCUGCAGGCUCCACUCCAGUCUUCCAUCAGUAAUGGAGGGCGAAACUUUG
This is a messenger RNA of Schistocerca cancellata (South American locust), 772 nucleotides long. RefSeq lists its product as uncharacterized. The coding region runs from base 64 to 483 and encodes 139 amino acids. The transcript is spliced from 3 exons. The record is from RefSeq and is a predicted model, not a curated record. NCBI's taxonomy places the organism in Eukaryota, Metazoa, Arthropoda, Insecta, Orthoptera, Acrididae.